Plasmodium vivax (malaria parasite P. vivax) is the source of this 6801-nucleotide messenger RNA. RefSeq lists its product as hypothetical. Lineage: Eukaryota; Apicomplexa; Aconoidasida; Haemosporida; Plasmodiidae. The coding region runs from base 1 to 6801 and encodes 2266 amino acids. The record is from RefSeq and is a predicted model, not a curated record. The transcript has 4 exons.
AUGGAUCAGGGGGCGGAAGAAAGCGGAAGGGGCAGCCUGGAGAGCAACGGCAAUCACGCCUGCCCGAGUCACUUCGUAAACGCAAGUAAAUGCAUGAAUGGGCAUUUGCACAAAAAAGGGAAAGAUGCCUCAAUGCAGAACGGUAGCGGUAGCGGCAACGGGAUCGGCAACGGGAUCGGCAACGGGAUCAGCAACGGGAUCAGCAACGGGAUCAGCAACGGGAUCGGCAACGGGAAUGGAUUCAUCGUGGGGGGGCCGGGUGCACCCAGUGAGUAUCAUCCCCCCACAGUCGGCGCCGCGCGCGCUGGUGAAGAAGAUGGCUACUUCCACCAGAACGAGUGCAAGGGGGGGAUUCCCCACGGGGAGUCUGCGGGCCAUCGCAGCGGCAUCCCCAACGGGGAUGGCGUCCCCCACAUGAAUGGCGGCCUGAAUGGGAGCAGCAGCCUCAAUGGGAAUGGCCUCAUCAAUGGGAAUGGCCUCAUCAAUGGGAAUGGCCUCAUCAAUGGGAAUGGCCUCAUCAACGGGAGCGGCCUCCUCAACGGGGGCGACGCCAAUCUUAUGCCGUACAGCUACUCAAGUGACCUCGGCACGAUGGUGGAGACCCAUUCCAGCCACCACGAAAAUAGAAAUAUAGGCCCAUGCCGCAACGAAAGUGAAGGCGCAGCUGAAGGCAGUGCAGAUGUCAUCUCCCCCGUUAGCAAUAUGAAUGAGGGCAUGCAUCCGCAAGAGAAGUAUGUUAAGUUCGGUGGUGCACAAGAAGGAGGAUUCCCUGGGUCCCCUUUUGAUGGGUGUGAUAAGCCCAUGCCGACAGGUGUAGACGUGGGCUUCAUCAAUUCUGUGAAAACCCCAAGGGAGAUGCACUUUGGAGGUGGUAGCAUUGAGGAGGUAGAGGGGUCAAGCCAAGACUACCACCACUCGCAGAGUAACGGCACGAGUGCACCCAGCCGCAGCGGGCAAGUACCAAAUGGGUACAAUGAGGGGGAAAACAAUUUUGAUAAGGCGGACAGCACAAUUCAGGUGAAGAAGAAAAAAAACGUCACCUUUACGAGCGAGAACGACGUGUUUAGCAUCCCCCCGGGGGGGAACAAGGACGACUCCUUUGGCUACUACGCGAAUGGGGGUAGCGCUGUCAGCGGUAUCAGCGGCGUUAGCGGCAUUAGCGGUGCUGGCGGUGUCAGCUCCGCGGGGGAAGAGGAGCACAGCCCCGGUGGAGGCGCCCAAAUGAAGAAGACGCACGGGAGUGCCUACGGCACCACCAGCGAGAAGGACCCAGCCAACGACCUAUAUAACUUCAUCACGCUGAAGCAAAAGAAUCUUUCCUACCACCCGAACAGCGUCAACAAUAAUUACAUUGAAUAUGAUAUGAAUAAUAAUGGGCCCUUCUUCCCCAGUUUGUCCCCCGGAUUGAAAAGUAGCCCCACGAUGGGUAGCACCCUCGGUGGGAAUGAUGUGGGUGCCGUUGGGGCAAAUGUGGAGCGUCCUCCCGAGGGGGGGGAUAUUUCUUCGCCCAGCUGUCAGCCCAUGCAGCAUGGGGGGUACAGCGCGUGCAGCAGCGGCCCGCACGAGUGGGUGUAUAAGCAGGGAAGCCAAGGUGGGGAGCAGCCAGGAAGUGCGCCAAACGGGGUGACCACCAACAUGGUUAGCAUGGCCAGCGUGGGCAACGUGACCAGCGGAGACCUGCCCGGUGAAGCCCCCAUCAGUGACCCCCCAGCGAGCGAGCAGGAGGCAAAACCGGAGGGGGGGACCCCCUACUUCCCCGCAGAGGCACCAAAUGUCAGUGAUCAAACAGUCAACGCCAUGUACGAUGGUAGCAGUUACAACGCCAAUGGGGGGAAGUGGAAGGGUCCUCCAUUCAGUGGAGGGUCGAUGAGUAGAGGAGCCAAUAGAAUGCCAGGGCGAGGAGGAGCUCCGAUUAAGAAUGACAAAAGCGGCACCCCAAAUGGAAAGACAAAACAAUCGAUGGAGCAACUUAAAGGAGGUGUCAGUCCGAAGAGCGUAAGCUUUAGCAAAAAAUUGAUUCUCUGCAAGAGUAAAGAGAAGACCAAAUCGCCCAACUACCCCUCGAGUGGGGUGAAUCGCCCCGGCGGAAGUAACCAACCACACAGGUUUAGCGAGAGCCCCCUGCAUACGCAGAGUGCUGGCUUGAGCGGCUUGAGCGGCGGGGGCUUCGUAGGCGGAAGCGAAGUGGUCGACGUGAAAAAGCAGUUCGUGAUGAGGUACCUCCAUGACGUGGAGAGGAUGUACCAAAUAAGGGAGAGGAUCAAGCAGCACGAGAGUAGAGUUAGCAGGAACGGGGCGAGCGCCCGAGAGGGGAGAGCAAGGGGGGCAACAGGAGUAGCGGCAGGAGCAGCCACGACAGCCGCAACCGCAGCAACCGCAGCAACCGCCGCAGCGGGGGGAAGAAGGAGAGCCAGCUCGAACAGCCUGCUAAAUUACUAUAACAUACUGGAGCUUCUCUACCAAUCCAGCGUGAAAAAGAAAAACAUAAAUGACAAACGGAUCAGGACGUUGCUGUAUGUGUUUAAAUAUAUUAAGAGCAUCGAGCGGAGGAGAAAGAAAAAAAAAAAAAUUUACCUCUUCGACGCGGCCACUCUGCGGCGGCUGAAUCGGCAGGUGGACCUCUACAUCGAUUUUGUGGAGAGGCGGGAGUACAGGAGCGACUUAGCGGCGCAGCUGUGCCGCUGGGAGGGGGGUUCGAAGGAGGGGCCCAGCCAAGGGCGAAGCGGUGGAAUGGUUAGCGGUGGGAGGGCAGAUGGUGAAAAACCCGAUGAUGAAACACCCGAUGAUGAAACACCCGAUGAUGAAACCCGCGGUGAGGAAGAACCCAGUGACAAAGCAGUAAAUGGUGGGAGGCGGAGCGGCGGGAGGCCCCGCGCGCAGGGCGAGGCCCACCUGCAGUCGAAGUUCAUUCAAAACCUGCUGAGCAAGAAGUCAAAUCUGUACUGCAGCUCCCCCGGCAAAGUGGACCAGGUUCACUGCGAGAGCUUUUACUUUCACCACGCGCUGAAGCAGGUUAACUACCUCUGCAACUUGCUCGUCUACAUGCACUUCAUCCUUCUGAAGUACGUUUCGAUCUUCUCCCUCCCCGAGUGGAACGCCCUGCUGUUCCGCGACAUCGAUUUGUUUAACUGCGGUGAGGCGGUGCAGGAAGCGGUGGGGGAAGCGAGGGACGCGGCGAAACUGGGGGGCGAAGCCGCAGAUGGGAUGGAGGACGCCCCCCCGCAGGGCGCAACGGGGGCCACGGAAAAUGAAAAGAGCGCAGGUGGGGAUGGCCCUGACGGGGAAGCGGUUACGGAGCAACCGGAGCAGCCGGAGCAGCCCCGCCCGCACACAGAAGCGGUGACGGUUGCGGUGGAGAAGCUGAACCCGAUGCGCAUCAACAGGGAGAACACGAUCGACAUAAACUACUACGAGUAUGUGAUUGAGCCCUUCGAUUUUUACUUUUAUGAAAAUGUGUAUAAUGAGAUAGGCGCGUACGUGCAGAUGGUUAGGGGCAGCGGGGGGGCUGUCGGGGGCGAGGUCAACCAGGAAGAGUUCAACCAAGAAGAGGCCAUCCGCGAAGAAGCCAACUGUGGGGAGAUCCCCCGCGGGACCGCCGCUAACUCAACGGCGCAGGUGCUGAAGAGCCUGCCCUACCAGUACUACGAAUUCGUGGAGAUCCUCAACAAGGAAAUCAUGAAUGUGAGGGACCUCAUCUACCGAAACAGGUACAUCCGGUACCUCUUCUACUACAUUUAUAGAAACAGCGGGGAGGAUCUGCUCAACGGAGUGAACCGGAUUUUUAACAUGGAGAAGAAGAAGCUUCAGCUGUAUAAGCUGCAGAUGAAGUUAAGGUACAAUAUUUUUUUGUCUCGUUUUUUUGAGCAUGGCUACGUCAUUGUGAAGUGCCCUGGUGAGGAGAAGAGGGAUGAGGAGUUUGAGGCUUGUGGGCUAAACUUCCUCGAGGCCAAGGGGAAGCUGUUCGCGUGUCUGUUUGAACAGUAUAGGGAGUACUACCGUGCGUACCAGGCGCGGGUGCAGCGGCUGCGGGAGGGCACGCGGCGCCUCUUCAGCAUCCCCGACGAGCGGUUCCCCUACGUCCGGAAGAAGAUCACCUUUUACUCGGAGCACUUCGAGGAUUUGAAGCGGCGUUUUGCCCGCCGUGUGGAAGAGGCAGCGGAAGAGGGAGCGGGAGCGGAAGCGGAAGCUAAAGAGGAAGCUGCUGACAUGGCUGUAGAAGCGGAGGAGGGAGCUACGGACGAGCUGAACCCGACGCAGCCGCUCCUGCGGCAGAAGCUCACCUUCGACGUGGCGUACGACUACGUGGAGUACAUGUUUAACAGAAACUACGCGCUGAUCAUCAACAGCGAGAAGAACAACUCGAGGAAGCUGAAGGCCGCCUACAUCGUGAAGAGGAACUUGAAGGAGAGAGAGAACCUGGUGAUCGUGACGUCCGUGCUGAACGUGAUAAAGUGGAAGAGCCUUUUCCGCGCCUUCCAAAAUGUGACUGUAUAUCUGAAUGAGGAGAGUAUUCUGGAAAACAAAAUACAGACGGAGGAAAAAAAUUUAAUCAUCUGCGUGGACUUCCUACCCAAGAUUCUGCACGUCCCCUGUGAUGUCAUCAUCCUUGAUAUGUCUCAUUUCAACCUGCUCAACAAAAUUAGCAUCCUCAAUGACCUGCGUUAUUUGGACUUCUCCAGGAGGAUAAUCAUUUUGAAUAACGUGUUGGCCGAGAAUUGGAGUUUGCUGUCGUCUCUCUUUUUUCUGAAUAGCGCCCAUUUCGACAGCGCCAUCGUUUCGAGGAUCCAGCUGAGUGAGAGUGAGGAGGACAAGCGGGUGCUGGGCGACCUCAUGCGCGGCUUCGUGGCGCACUUCUGCGUCAUCAACAAGGAGAGGGGGCGCCAUGCGGGCGGCGAAAGGAGCGGCGAUCCAAGCGGUGAGAUAAGCGGCGAUCGACGUGAUAACCGUGGUGAUUACCGUGGUGGUGACCCACGCGGCGAGAUGCCCGCCGGCGCCGCCAUCAACCCCGGGAGCAAGCGGUGCUUCCUCAUAACCUACAUGAGCGGCAUACAGAAGUUCAUCUACGACAACGUGAGCGACCAGGACAAGUGGGACGCCUCCGUGCACCCCCUGCUCCUCCUCGACGAAAACAACUUCUUCCUCAAAGACUUUAACAUUUCAGAAAAAUUUGACCUCCUGAGGAACAUCAUCAAGAAAUUCCACAUGCUGAAGAAGCGCAUCCUUCUGUGCUACUCUGGGAAGGGCAAACUGGAGAAGCUAAUAAAGAUCCUCCUGUAUGUGCACCUGCUGAACGAUGCCUCGAGCGUAUCCUCCUUCGACGUGGAAACGGAGAGGGACUCUCUAAACGUGCAGCAGUACGACGUGGCAGUGGUGGUCAACAACCACAUAGAGUACUUAACCUUCUUCGAGAAUCGACCCAUCGCUUGCUACCUGCUCAUUUCGGCCUUCACCAAAGAGGAGGAGGGCAUAUUGGCCACCUUUAAGCAUAAGAAGGAGGUGCACUUGUACAAGAAGAAGAAGGAGGAGCUAAUGCGCUCGCGCAAGUCCUGCAGGGAUGGCAUCUACCGAUACUACAUUAACAACAUGAUUUCGGAGAACGACGAGCAGUUCCUCCUAUUCAGCAUCAUCGACCAGAAGGAGAAGGUCUACUGCAACACCUCCUACGACGAGGUGGUGCUCCCCACCUGCUUCGUCUCCACGCUGGCGCACUGCGAGGCGGCCGUGGGCUACUCGGAGCACUGGCAGGACAUAAAGAACGCCCACAGCUUCUGGAAUUUCAACAACUUCAACCGAGACAAGGUCAUCUUCUACCUGGACCGCAAGAACACCGUCUACGACAAGUACGAGAACGUGGUGUGCCCCGUGUCCGAGGAGUACAUCGCCCCCCCCCAGAUUUACUACUACCUGGCGAACCCCCUGAACGAGAAGAACACCUUCAACAACUGCCUGUCCCUGGCGGUGGACGAAAUCAUACAGGAGCUCAACCGGAAGAAGGAGCUCGACGAGUUUGACGAAAUGAAGAAGCUCACGCUGCUCAACAUCAAGGAGAAGACGAGCAAGAAGUACUUCUCGUCCAUCCGGAAGGUGGAGAAAAUUCUCUCCGAGUUUUUGAAGGAGAACAAGAAGAAGUCCUUCGAGCGCUUUUUGAAGGGGUGCGAGAGCUACGGACAAGUGAUCACCAAGUGCAAGGAGAAGCUCUUCGUCACCUUCAACAAGACCUACAACUUGCACUUCAAGUACUUUGAGGAUUUCUGGCUUGACGAGGAGAAGAAGCGGAAGGAGAAGUGGAGGAAAUUAUGGGACUUGCACGAGACCAAGGAGAAGGAAGACAUCAACAGCGGCAAUGGAAGCGGAAACGCAAGUGGAAACGCAAAUGGAAACGGAGAUGGAGACCCCUCGGGGGAGAACAACCCUGAUGGUGGGGCCCGUAUAAGUGGCAGCAGCAACGAAGCGACUAACCUCAUCAACAUCAACAGCGUCUUCCACUCCACCGUGAGCGAAAAAAAUGACUCCAAUGACAGCUACCACGCAAGCAACUCCUUCUCCCACAGCGACAAAACCAAAAACGAACUGAACUUUCUUGAAAAGAAAAACUUCCGCAUUAGACUCUCAUCGCAGUUGUUUGAUGAAAAGGAAUUCGACCAGCUGUUUAUUGAGAGGAAAAAGAUAUGCUUGCCGAAUGGAGACACCCAAAAGGAGGAUAGCAACUACUGCUCGCUGGAGAAGGACAAGGAGAAAGACAAGAAGACCUGCUUGUACAUCGAGCGGAAGGAGGGCGAGGAGGAGCCCUGCCAGGUGUAG